GGCUGGACACUUUGCCCUUCUGAAGGACGACAUGCGUUCUCACACUUGAAGAUUGUUCACGUUGUUAUUUUUCUUUUUUAUCUCUAAAUGCUGAGGUGGUCACGUACGGUGUUGUCAAUGAGUCUUUAGCGGGUCGAGAUGAGCGCCACCAGCAGCACGAAACUCAGUCCCAAUCCGAAUUUACUGCAGGUGAACGAGCCGAAGCGCUAUGGCUCCACGCUGUCGCUGGAGGAAAAGUGUGAGCAGUCUUUCUUCCUCUUUUACUACUACAGGGUGGAGGACGAGGCGGUGCUGGACCGGGGGGCAUCCUUACAGAAGCACAAGUGUGACGACGAGGAGGUAGAGGGUCACCACACUAUUUACAUCGGCGUGCACGUGCCCAAGAGUUACCGACGUCGGAGGCGCCACCGUCGGAAAACCGGCCACAAGGACAGGAAGGAGAGGUCAACAGAGGGCACCCUUGACAAGUCGGACAACGAUGAGACCAGCAACAGCAUCCUCAAACCUCUCAUCUCACCGGCAGCAGAGAGGAUCCGCUUCAUCCUUGGGGAGGAGGAUGAUGGCCCGGCUCCCCCUCAACUCUUCACUGAGUUGGAUGAGCUGCUGUCAGUGGAUGGACAGGAGAUGGAGUGGAAGGAGACGGCCAGGUGGAUUAAGUUUGAGGAGAAGGUAGAGAAAGGAGGUGAACGCUGGAGUAAACCUCACGUGGCGACGCUGUCCUUACACAGUCUGUUUGAACUGCGGACGUGCAUCGAGAAAGGCACCAUCAUGCUGGACAUGGAAGCUUCCACUCUUCCUCAGGUUGUUGACAUGAUCACUGACAACCAGAUUGAGAUCGGGCAGCUGAAAGCCGAACUGAAGGACAAAGUGAUGUACACGUUGCUACGGAAACAUCGCAAACAGACCAAGAAGUCCAACCUGCGCUCUCUGGCCGACAUCGGCAAGACGGUCUCCAGUGCAAGUAGGCUGUUUUCCAACCAGGAAAACGCUCGUAGUCCUCUUGAGAACUCUCUGACUUGCCUGUCGGGUCGCAUUUCAAUGGAGGACUUGCAGAGCCAGAGGAGUACCAGCAUGGACUGGCUCAAUAGUCCAGCCACGGCCCACAAGAACCUGACGUCCAACAGCAUGAACGACAUUUCUGACAAGCCAGUAAAAGAUCAGCUGAGGAACAAGUUCAUGAAGAAGUUGCCAAGAGACGCCGAGGCCUCCAACGUGCUGGUGGGGGAGGUGGAUUUCCUUGAUGCCCCGUUUGUGGCGUUUGUUCGUCUGCACCAAGCUGUGAUGCUGGGAGCCUUGACGGAGGUUCCUGUGCCCACAAGAUUCUUAUUCAUCCUGCUUGGACCCAAAGGCAAAGCAAAGUCAUACCACGAGAUUGGCAGAGCAAUCGCAACGCUGAUGUCCGAUGAGAUUUUCCAUGACAUUGCGUAUAAGGCCAAGGACAGACAGGACCUGCUGGCUGGUAUCGAUGAGUUCCUGGAUGAGGUGAUUGUGCUUCCUCCCGGAGAGUGGGACCCCGCCAUCAGGAUAGAGCCUCCAAAGUCUCUACCGUCCUCUGACAAAAGGAAAAACAUGUACGCAGGAGGGGAUUCUCAGAUGAAUGGAGACAUGCCUCAUGAUGGAGGUCACGGAGGAGGUGGAGGAGGUGAAGGAGGAGGAGGAGGAGGAGGAGGACACACUGUAGGGGAUGAGCUACAGAAGACAGGAAGGUUUUGUGGCGGUCUCAUACUUGACAUCAAAAGAAAAGCGCCUUUCUUCAUCAGUGACUUCACUGACGCUAUUCACAUUCAGGCCCUGUCGGCCAUAUUGUUUAUUUACCUGGGAACUGUGACAAACGCCAUCACCUUUGGUGGCCUGCUGGGGGACGCUACAGAAAACAUGCAGGGUGUGUUGGAGAGUUUUCUGGGUACAGCGAUUGCUGGCGGGGUCUUUUGUCUGCUGGCUGGUCAACCCCUCACCAUCCUCAGCAGUACUGGUCCUGUUCUGGUGUUUGAAAGGCUGCUCUUCAACUUCAGCAGAGAUAACCAGUUUGAUUACCUGGAGUUCCGCCUGUGGAUUGGUCUGUGGUCGGCGUUCCUCUGCUUGGUGCUCGUGGCCACUGAUGCCAGCUUCCUGGUUCAGUACUUCACACGGUUCACUGAGGAAGGCUUCUCCUGCCUCAUCAGCUUCAUCUUCAUCUAUGACGCGUUCAAGAAGAUGCUCAAGCUCGCUCACCACUACCCCAUCAACUCUGAUUAUGACCUGGACUACGUAACGCAGUACGACUGUCUCUGUAUGGCCCCUACUGUUGCUGAAAACACUACAGAUAUUCUUGGAGAUCCUUUAGAGGGCACUUCAGUCUGGUACUGGAACAACACUGGUCUGCCAAUGAACACCACGUGGUCGUCCCUCUCAAAGACAGACUGCCUGAAGUACAAAGGGGAGCUGGUGGGCAAGUCCUGCGAAUUUAUCCCAGACAUCACCCUCAUGUCCUUCAUCUUGUUCUUUGGCACCUACGCCUGCUCAAUGAGUCUGAAGAAGUUCAAGACCAGCCGAUUUUUCCCCACCACUGUGAGGAAUCUCAUCAGUGACUUUGCCAUCGUCCUGGCCAUCCUCAUCUUUUGUGGAGUCGAUAUGCUUGUCGGAGUCGAUACUCCUAAACUUAUUGUGCCAAGUGAAUUCAAGCCAACAAGUCCUAAGAGAGGCUGGUUUGUCCCACCGUUUGGAGCAAACCCCUGGUGGGUUUACCUGGUAUCAUCUGUCCCUGCCCUGCUAGUCACUAUACUGAUCUUCAUGGACCAACAGAUUACUGCUGUGAUUGUCAACAGGAAGGAACACAAACUGAAGAAAGGGGCAGGUUACCAUCUGGAUCUGUUCUGGGUGGCUAUUCUGAUGGUGGUUUGCUCCUUCAUGUGUUUGCCGUGGUAUGUGGCUGCCACCGUCAUCUCUAUUGCUCACAUCGACAGUCUAAAGAUGGAGACAGAAACAUCGGCUCCGGGAGAGCAGCCAAAAUUCUUGGGUGUGAGAGAGCAGAGGGUCACUGGUGUGUUUGUGUUCAUCCUGACAGGAUUGUCUGUACUCAUGGCUCCAAUUUUAAAGUUCAUCCCCAUGCCUGUGUUGUAUGGAGUCUUCUUAUACAUGGGAGUUGCCUCUCUAAAUGGAGUACAGUUUAUGGAUCGUCUGAAGCUGUUACUGAUGCCAGCUAAACACCAGCCCGACCUGAUUUACCUGCGACAUGUUCCCCUCAGAAAGGUCCACCUCUUCACCUUCCUCCAGGUGCUUUGCUUGGCUCUGCUCUGGAUCCUCAAAUCCACAGUGGCUGCCAUAAUUUUCCCUGUUAUGAUCCUUGCUCUGGUGGCUGUCAGGAAAGGAAUGGACUACAUGUUCUCUCAGCUUGACCUCAGCUACUUGGAUGAUGUCAUCCCAGAGAAGGACAAGAAGAAGAAGGAGGAUGAGAAGAAGGGCAGCAUCGACAGCGAUGCUGAAGAUUCUGACUAUGCUUACAAUGAGAAUGUUCCCAGCAUUAAAAUUCCCAUGGACAUGAUGGAACAGGAGCCGUUCUUAGGUGAUAAGGCCUCUGACAGAGAGAAGUCUCCAUCAUUCCUUGAGCGACAUACAUCGUGCUGAGAAAUUUCACUAUUACCAGGGCAACUGCUUGUCUAGCCCUGAGAUGAGUCCAUUGAAGUCUGUGCCUCAGAUUAGAAUAGAAAUGGAACCAGAUGAUGAUAAUCCAUUCUACUGGAAGAGCAGAGGAACUGAAACAACCCUGUAGAGCACUGAACCUCCUGCAUCACCCACGCAACUCCUUUUCUGAAUUCACUCUUUUAAAAUUCUCUUCUGAUUCACUCACAAAUCUCCUGGUAUUUAACUUUUGUUUUGAACAAGUGGUACAAAAAAAAAGAGAGAGAACACUAAAGUAAUGUAAAGCUUUUUCCUGUUAAUGAAGCCGUUUUAAAACAAUGUCUUUUCUUGCACUUUUCUCGUAGCUCCACACUUAACGGCAUUCGUCUUUCUGACUCAAAAACACUGACACCCCUGUACUACUUUUCUAUGCAAUUAUCCCUCACAUUGGUGACACGGUAAAUGCUGCAGCUCUCUGGCCGUGCAUGGAGUUCCCUCCCUGCUGUUUUGAUGUAUAAAUAUAUAAAAAUGAUUUUUUUUCAUAUGCAUUGAAUUACUCUAAUAACAUUUUCCUGUAGCAGGAAAGUUAUGUUUUAUAGCUCUACCUCUUGUUUUAGAUUCAGUGCUUAUGAUGAACAAAAUGUUGAUUUCUGAUGCAGCUUUGGGGUUUUUGAUAUUUUCUUUCUGUCCUGUUGCAGAGUUGAGAUGAUUUAAGAGAUUCACUGUGUUAUAUAGAAUGUGAAGGAAAUGUGUGCAAAUAGAUUAAAUUAAUUAACCAUUAAUUAAAAAUGCAUAUUUGUAUGUGCAGAUCAGAAAUAUUUUUUAUCAUGAUUGCUUUACAUUCUCUUUUUAAUUAUUUUACAUGUUCACUUCAGAGCUUUUGUUACUCGUUUAAAUUAAAUCAGCUGCGUCUUUAUCUUUUAUUUUUUUAAUUAUUCUGUUGUGUUUAUGUGGGUAACCUUUUCUUAUGUCAGUACUUUUUCCUCGUUGCGGGUAGAAAACAGUUCAGCAAAACAUAAUCAUCAAAUUUUCCUCAGCCAAACCUAAAACUCUGACUCAGAGUGCAAAUCAUGAUUGCUUGUGCUUUACCUAAGUGGCUUAUAAGAGAUUGAUUGAUAGUGAAAUCUUCAUGGUAAUGAUAUGACAAGAGGAGAGGUUGUUUGUGUUUUAUCAAUUGAAAAAGGGGAAUUUUCAAGAAUGUGCAAAAUGCUUUUAGCGGCUGUAAAGUAUUAGCAUUAGUUUUAUACUAAUAUGACAAUUCAAAAAUCCCGUAUCCAACUCUGUUGAGUGGAAAAACAUACUUUUAUAAACUCAGCUAAAGUGAACACAAACCAGCAAGUGUGCACGCUGACUGUAUCGUACGAACUCUGUUAAAUUCAACUAAUCCAUUUAACUUCUUCACAGGUUUUAUUUUUUAAUCCUGGAAAAAAAAAGUUAUUGCUUUAACGUCGAUUCAAUGUGCAAGUGAGUAAUAAUCUGUUGCUUGUUGCUAGGACAACAGCUUCAGGCAAACAAGACGACAACUAUGUUAACUACAAGAAAUGUACAUAGAACUAACUCAACACAUUUCUCCACUGCAGCUCAGCAAGCAAACUUUUGUAAUGAAAAGAUUGUAACUUUUUUUU
Messenger RNA from Solea senegalensis (Senegalese sole), 5222 nucleotides. Its product is annotated as electrogenic sodium bicarbonate cotransporter 1-like. Gene Ontology annotation, biological process: bicarbonate transport; regulation of intracellular pH; transmembrane transport. Gene Ontology annotation, molecular function: sodium:bicarbonate symporter activity; solute:inorganic anion antiporter activity; monoatomic anion transmembrane transporter activity. The transcript has 26 exons. The record is from RefSeq and is a predicted model, not a curated record. The coding region runs from base 139 to 3603 and encodes 1154 amino acids. NCBI's taxonomy places the organism in Eukaryota, Metazoa, Chordata, Actinopteri, Pleuronectiformes, Soleidae. Gene Ontology annotation, cellular component: basolateral plasma membrane; plasma membrane.